Messenger RNA from Gopherus flavomarginatus (Mexican gopher tortoise), 3553 nucleotides. RefSeq names its product zinc finger protein 436-like. Gene Ontology annotation, molecular function: DNA-binding transcription factor activity; RNA polymerase II cis-regulatory region sequence-specific DNA binding. The transcript is spliced from 6 exons. The record is from RefSeq and is a predicted model, not a curated record. The coding region runs from base 389 to 2194 and encodes 601 amino acids. Gene Ontology annotation, biological process: regulation of transcription by RNA polymerase II. Lineage: Eukaryota; Metazoa; Chordata; Testudines; Testudinidae.
UCGGGCCGGAAGUGACGUCACGGCCGCUGAUUGGCGGAGAGACCCUGGGGCUGCCUCGCGCUGGGCCGGACCGAGACUCCCGGAGCCGGGGGUGGGGGCGGGGCAGAAGGAUAUUGGGGUUGAGCUUCCUGGUUCAGACACUGCUGCCCCGAUUGUGGUUUGGGGCCCCAGGCUGAACAGCUGCUGCUCCCCCAGCGGGAUCGGGGCUGGGGAGUGACCGUGAGUAAAGCUUCCUCUGUGCCCAGCCAAGAGUCGAGAACAUCCGUCUGUGGGGAAAGAGCCGGGGGGAAUUGUGAUGUGAUGCGACUGUCCUGUUCUGACACGUCCCCUUCGUACCCUGACAGGCUGCAGUGUCACGUCCCAUCCUCCCAGGGACCAGGGACGGGAAAUGGCUGCUGUGGGGCCAGCGCAGGGGCCAGUGACUUUCGAGGAGGUGGCUGUGUAUUUCACCAGGGAAGAGUGGGCUCUGCUGGACCCUGCUCAGAGAGCCCUUUACAGACAUGUCAUGCAGGAGAACUACAAGAACGUGACCUCGCUGGGGUUCCCAGUUUCCAAACCUGAUGUCCUCUCCCAGCUGGAACGAGGGGAAGAGCCGUGGACCCCAGAUCUCCAGGGUUCAGAGGAAAGAGAGAUCCUGAGAGGCAGCUGCAUGGCAGGUGAGGGGAUGGUGAGAGAGACUGUGGAGCAGACGCCUCAGCAGGAAGAGGAGCAAGUGGAAGCACGUGGGGCGUUGUUGCAAAGAUGCAAAGGGAGUGUGUCCAGGAGUUGUGAGCAGGGAAAAGGCUCUCAGGGGCAGCACAGGCCAGAGAAGCGUCAGGGGAACCAGCCAGCGCAGAAAGUUGGAAUAUUUGUUAAUUAUCGGGAAAUUCACAAAGGCCUCAAGGAAGCCACGACCCAGCAGAGAAUCCUGACGGGAGAGAGAAAUAACACAGACUUUGAGUGUGGGAAAAAGUUCAGGAGGCACUUACACCAUCAGAAAAUCCACACUGGAGUGAGACCCUAUGGAUGCUGCGAGUGCGGGAAAACCUUCGCUGAGCGCUCAACCUUUAUUCGCCAUCAGAGGAUCCACAUCGGAGUGAGACCCUAUGGAUGCUGCGAGUGCGGGAAAACCUUCGCUGAGCGCUCAACUCUUAUUCGCCAUCAGAGAAUUCACACAGGCGAGAAACCCUAUGGAUGCUGUGAGUGCGGGAAAACCUUCGCGCAGCGCUCACAACUUCUUAGCCACCAGAGAAUCCACACUGGAGUGAGACCCUAUGGAUGCUGCGAGUGCGGGAAAGCCUUCACUGAGCACUCACGCCUUAUUCGCCAUCAGAGGAGCCACACAGGGGAGAAACCCCAUGAAUGCUGCGAGUGCGGGAAAAGCUUCGCUCAGCGCUCACACCUUAUUCGCCAUCAGAAGAUCCACACAGGGGAGAAACCCUAUGGAUGCUGCGAGUGUGGGAAAACCUUUACUGAGAGCUCGCACCUUAUUCACCAUCAGAGGAGCCACACGGGGGAGAAACCCUAUGGAUGCUGCGAGUGCGGGAAAACCUUCACUGACCACUCAUGCCUUAUUCGCCAUCAGAGGAGCCACACAGGGGAGAAACCCUAUGGAUGCUGCGAGUGCGGGAAAACCUUUGCUCGGCGCUCACACCUUAUUCGCCAUCAGAGGAUCCAUACUGGGGAGAAACCCUAUGGAUGCUGCGAGUGUGGGAAAACCUUCGCUCGGCGCUCACACCUUAUUCGCCAUCAGAGGAGCCACACCGGGGAGAAACCUUAUGAAUGCUGUGAGUGCGGGAAAACCUUUGCUCGGAGUUCACACCUUAUUACGCAUCAGAGGAGCCACACAGGGGAGAAACCCUACGAAUGCCGUGAGUGCGGGAAAGCCUUCACUCAGAUCUCGGGCCUUAUUUCACAUCAGAGGAGCCACACAGGAGAGAAACCUUAUGGAUGCCGUGAGUGUGGGAAAACCUUUGCUCACUUCUCAAAUCUUAUUACACAUCAGAGGAUCCACACAGGGGAGAAACCCUAUAAAUGCCAUGAGUGCGGGAAAACGUUCGCUCAGCACCCACACCUUAUUGCCCAUCAAAGGAUCCACACAGGAGAGAAACCCUAUGAAUGCCAUGAAUGCGGGAAAACGUUCACUGCGAGAUCAGGCCUUACUACACAUCAGAGGAACCACACAGGGGAGAAACCCUAUGGAUGCUGUGAGUGAGGGAAAACCUUCACUUGGAGAUCUGGCCUUAUUACACAUCAGAGGAGCCACACAGGAGAGAAAACCCUAUGAAUGCCGUGAGUGCGGGAAAUUCUUCCAUCAUGACUCUUCUCUUAUGUAUCACCAGAGAAGCUGCAAGGGAGAGAAACACCAUGAAAAUCUCGUCUGGGUCUCAGAAAAGAUGUUUUUUCCCUUUUGCUAAUUCCCAAGUAGUGAACUUUAGGUAGCAUUUAUGGCGUCUCAGCUCUCUCAGGUGAGUUGUCUGCUUUUCCAUUUUGCAGCUCACCCUUCCUUGGAGUGAAGCCCACGGUGUUUUUCAUCAACCCCUUUGUCCUGCAUCAUGGAAGUGUGCGUCCCUCCAGGAUUGUCCGUCAGCCCCAGGUGGGGGAGCCAGGAGUGACCUUUACUCGGUACAUGGAGGUUAAAUCUACCUGGGCCUUGGCUGCACUAGGGUUUUCCAUGGAGUUAGCUAGAUUGAGUUAGGGAUCCUGACGUAAAAACACAACUAGUUGUUUCAAUGAAGAAAAUAGCCCAUAUAGCGUCCAGGGUAAAGUAGCAAACCUCCUCACCGCCGGACACAACCUCCGUCACUUUUCCUAGUCUAACCAAUUUUGGAGCAUCACGUUUAUACUUUUCCUCCCACUGCAGUGAUUGUUAGUCACCAGGUUCCCCCAUUAGGGACAGAUUGCCUCGUUCCCAGAUUGCACUGGGUUCUGCUGAAUAGCAGUUGUGUCUUGUACCCUUUUUCCUCAAUGUAAAUAUAACAGAGAAGGAUCGGGGAUAGAGGGUGUGAUGAAGUGGGGAUUUUCCCUUGUUAUGUUGUAUGUGAGCCUAUGUGAGUUUUACAUGAAUAUUGUGUGUGCCUCAGUUUCCCUGUGUGCUGCACCAAUACCUCGGUGGUGGGAAUAAGGGUGUGUGACUGUGACAAAGUGGGAAUGUUCUCAAUGUUUUCUUCGAACACGGGGUGGGUGCCUGUGGCACAGCAAGGAGUGGGGAGUGUUGACCUGGGAAGGUAGCAGGGGAGGUUUAUUGGGACUGGCUGCACUGGGGAUGGGAGACUUUCCUUGAGGGAAGCUAUCUGUGCAUGUAACAUGAGAACCCAGGAGGGAGGUUGGAGCCAGGUGACACCUCUGCUUGGGAAACUGGACAAAGGCUGGGGGAGGAGCUGGGGGGAGGCUGGGUGAGAGGCUGGAGGGAGGUUCAGUUUGGAGAUGGCUGGGGAAAUGGAGCGGAGCCAGGUGAGGCUCUGGUCUUCCUGCCUCCCCAGAAUGGACCCGGCCAAGGGGUCCCGUUCUCUGUACCUACAAGCUCUGUUUUAGACCAUGUUCCUGUCAUCUAAUAAACCUCUGUUUUACUGUC